ACGAUGAUACCCGUUCUUGCUGAGUCAUUGACCUUGAUGUUCAGUUUUAUUGACUUUAGUACUGGAAUGUCUGACGGACGCGCGUCUAUUCAGUAUGGCUCGAUUUUUACUCCUAGUGUUAACAACAAUAGUGGUAUUUUUGGUUUACUUUUUAUAUCUAAAAGCCCCCCCACCAUUGCCCAAAUUAGACGUAAAUGAAUGGUGGGGGCCAGAGGAGUUGAAAACGAGACAGGAUGUCAGCAUAAGACCGUUCAAAAUAGAAUUUUCUAAUUCGAUGAUAGAAGACUUAAGAAUGCGUCUGAAAAGACACAGACCAUCUCCUCCACCAUUGGAAGGGGUCGGCUUCGAAUAUGGAUUCAACAGCAAACAAACUGACAAAUGGCUCAAAUACUGGGGGGAACAGUAUCCAUUCAAAGAAAGGGAAAAAUUCCUUAACCAGUUUCCGCAGUUCAAGACUAACAUACAAGGACUCGAUAUACACUUCAUUAGAGUGAAACCUGAGGUUCCCAAAGGUAUAGAAAUAGUCCCGAUGCUAUUACUGCACGGCUGGCCGGGCUCAGUACGGGAGUUCUACGAGGCAAUACCGCGGCUUACCUCCUUCAGCAAAGAUCGAGACUUUGCUAUAGAGGUUAUAGCUCCUAGCUUAGUCGGCUUUGGAUAUUCUGACGCAGCCGUCAGGUCCGGGCUGGGCACUGCGCAGAUGGCUGUGGUGAUGAGAAACCUGAUGAAGAGACUCGGCUUUGAUAAGUUCUACAUUCAGGGUGGGGACUGGGGAUCUGUGGUCGGAGGUCAUCUCGCUACUCUAUUUCCUGAGGAUGUCCUCGGGUACCACACCAACCUACCAUUCUCUACAGCGCCCUCUAGUUUAAUAAUACCUAUACUGGCAUCUGUCUACCCUUCAUUGGUCUUCAAUCAGCAGGAGAUUGACAGGAUCUACCCAUUAACUAACUAUUACUCUAUGUUAAUGGAAGAAAUGGGGUAUCUACACUUACAUGCAACCAAACCUGAUACGAUAGGUAUAGCCCUAACAGAUUCCCCGUCAGGUCUUUUAAUCUACAUCCUACAGAUGUUCUCAACAUGGACAUGUAGAAAAGACGUCUCUUUGCCCGACGGUGGCCUCGACUUGCAUUUCAGCAAAGAACAGAUCAUUGAUAAUAUAAUGUUCUAUUGGGCACCUAAUUCUAUUAGCACAGCGAUUAGAUUAUACGCUGAAUCGUUCAGUAAGAAGCAUUUGGAUACUAAAUUGGAUGAAAUACCUAGCUAUGUACCAACUUGGGUGUUACAAUCAAAGCACGAACCAUUGUACCAAGCACCAUUAGUCACAAGACUCAAGUUCCCUAACAUAUUAAACGUCACAGUAUUGAAUGAUGGCGGCCAUUUUGUAGCGUUAGAACUGCCGAAAGAAUUCUCUGAUGACGUCAUCCAAGCUAUUGAUAAAUUCAGAAAAAGGAAUAAUACGCAGAAGACUGAACUAUAA
Molecule: messenger RNA, 1477 nt
Organism: Papilio machaon (common yellow swallowtail)
Lineage: Eukaryota; Metazoa; Arthropoda; Insecta; Lepidoptera; Papilionidae
Product: juvenile hormone epoxide hydrolase
Exons: 8
Coding region: 95-1477 (460 amino acids)
Biological process (GO): epoxide metabolic process
Molecular function (GO): epoxide hydrolase activity
Source: RefSeq, a predicted model, not a curated record